AUGUCCCAAAAUGCUGUGAACAAGUUAGAACCAUACCAUAUGAGCUCACUACCGUCAAGCAUAAUAUUUUCAUCACUGCAACACCCUGCCAACAACCUCAACAAAAUUACCAAGUUGUGUCAAAACCCUAACAAGUACAAUAGCAUUAAAAUCACAAAUUUAACAUAUUAUAAGCUGAAAUUUCAUUUCUUUUAUGUUAAUUUCCCAACACCACCCAGAUCUGAAAAGGUGUCUGCAAUUGUUCCAAGCCUGCUGCAUCAAGAUUUUAAAGUUAGCAUUGAUAGUUCAAAUCAACUGCCACCACUUUGUAACCAUAAACUCUGUUUCCUUUGA
Lathyrus sativus (Indian pea) is the source of this 333-nucleotide messenger RNA. NCBI's taxonomy places the organism in Eukaryota, Viridiplantae, Streptophyta, Magnoliopsida, Fabales, Fabaceae. The record is from the annotation of a GenBank genome assembly.